Molecule: messenger RNA, 2924 nt
Organism: Annulohypoxylon maeteangense
Lineage: Eukaryota; Fungi; Ascomycota; Sordariomycetes; Xylariales; Hypoxylaceae
Exons: 1
Coding region: 1-2763 (920 amino acids)
Biological process (GO): mismatch repair
Cellular component (GO): MutLalpha complex
Molecular function (GO): mismatched DNA binding; ATP-dependent DNA damage sensor activity; ATP hydrolysis activity
Source: RefSeq, a predicted model, not a curated record
AUGUCUUUCAUUUCUCGUUUGCCAGAGUCCACAACCCGGCUCUUAGGCUCGUCUUUAGUCAUCACGACGCCAACUACUCUAGUCAAAGAACUCAUUGAUAACUCAAUAGACGCAAAAGCAUCCUCGAUUGAAGUCAUAGUAUCUACAGAUACAGUCAAAAAGAUCGAGGUUCGAGACAAUGGUAAUGGUAUUCAUCCGGAUGAUUAUGACGCUUUAGGCAGACGUGGUCACACAAGCAAACUCAGAAGCUUCGAAGAAUUGAAGACUCAAUCUGUCAAGACACUUGGGUUUCGUGGGGAAGCAUUGGCAAGCGCAAAUUCAUUGGCUCAAGUCACAGUUACCACCAAGAUUGCCUCAGAGCCUAUUGCAGCUAUUCUUCAUAUCAUACCAAACAAGGGAGGUGUAUCUAAGCAGCAACCCACGUCCGCGCCAAUUGGAACAACAGUAAGUAUCACAAAUUUGUUCGGCAAACUACCGGUUCGUGAACAAGUGGCUAUUAAGGAGUCCUCGAAAACAAUCGACAAGAUUCGCGAAGUUCUUCGCUCUUAUGCUAUGGCAAGACCUCAACUUCGGCUCUCAUUAAAAGUCUUGCAGUCACCAAAGCAAAAUUGGUCUUACUCCCCGAAAUCAGACGCAUGUGUGAAGGAAGCAGCGAUACAACUAUUCGGGGCAGAUAUUACGACCAAUUGUUUUAAGAAGACGUUUGAGAUAAACGAACUUCCGUAUGAGAGCAGCGGUUCGAACGAUCAUAAUCCUAUGUCGAAAGGGAAGUAUAUGUACGAAGCAUUCAUUUUAAAGCCGAAUUGUGACCCUUCAAAAGCGCCAAAGCUUCGGUAUUUCUCUGUUGACGGUCGGCCUAUCACAGGUAAGAGAGGAACCAUGAAGAAGUUGUUAAGCAUCUACAUUGAGCAGAUAAAUACUGCUUUUCGACACAGUUCGUCGGCUACUAUUCUCAAGGACUGCUUUAUUAGCCUGAACAUCAGAUGUCCUCUAGGAAGCUAUGAUGCAAAUAUUGAGCCAUCUAAAGACGAUGUUUUGUUCUCAGACGAAAAUAUAGUGCUUGACGGGUUCAAGGACUUAUGCAAGGAAGUAUAUGAGAUAUCUACGAUCAGCAAUUCGGUUGAAAAUAGCUCUUCAUCAGACAUCAUACACGCUCCAGGAACCCAGGAAUCAUCAUUAAUCGAGCCACAAGCACAGUCCGAUUCUCGAGGAAUUAGUAUAGGAAAUUCUCAAUGGAAGACGAGAGGCCACAUCAUAUCACAACCGAAAUCUACACCGCAAUCUCAACAAGACGAAUCAAUCAUAGCUCAUCAUCCUCCACAUACCCACUUGAAAGAAAUUCUGCAAGUAUCAGGUCCUACGAAUACCGGCUUCACACCCAUCAACGCACCAAUAUUGACCACUCAGAACGGCCCCAUAUCUACGGGAGCACCAAGCUUCAAGGAUAUAUCGCCAAAUGCCGGAUAUACUCAAUGUAGAGCUGACAUGUCCACAGAUUUCAAUGAAUAUAGCCAUAAAUGUUCUCGUAAGAAACGACCACGACCUUCCCAACCACACGAAGACGAAGCUAGUACUGUCGAAUACUCGAUCCCGCAAGAUGUGAAUCCAUGGGUUAUUGCUAAGAUGAACACACCUACUAGGAGUAAGGAACGAGCUGUUGGGGAUUCGGUGCAUGAGAAUAGCUCAUUGCUACCAGUAUUCGGAUUAUCAAUGACUCCCGACCCCCCUAUCCUUCGCCACGCAGGAGCAGCACCUCGGGAUCUUGAUGUCCCACCAAGCCAGCAAUACUUGAAUUCACAAGAAACCCCUCGUCAAUUACGCCCUAGGGUACCAGGUGGUCCGUAUCGCAGCCCAAUGUCAAGUCCACCUGAGAUAACUUCACAAAAAGCAAUGAAGAGCGCCAAGAUACCCGCUUCUCUUAUAAGCCGGCGUCAUCAUGCUUAUACACCAUGGUCACCACCUUCAUCCGCGGAGAGAAUAGUAUCUAAAAGUGAUCUCUUAAUUGGAAAUGAACAAGGGCGAGUCUUAGAUGGCAUGAAACAAACUGAAAUAUCCUUCAGAAGUGCCGGAGGGAAAUCUCAGAAUCGACGACUCAGGAAGGAUAGUGGUGAGUUGGAUCAUCAAAACAUUCAAGAUGGUGAAAAUGAUGGUGAAAAUGGCCUUCAAGAGAUGUUAGAAGCAGCAAAACGAAGUCUCAAUCAUCAACUUUCCCAGGAAAAUGGUAAUUACAAAUCCGACCAGAAGUCACACAAGACUUCCGUACGCCCAAAAGUUGGCGUACAACGUCAACCAAUCACCCAGAUAAGUAUCGAUCAAGAACAAGGAAGCAGUUCGAAAAUAAAGGAACCUACCAAAACGACACUAUCUAAUGAUGAUCCCAGAGCGUAUUUAUUGCGCCGGCAGAAGUCAAUGGCUACGCAAGAAAAAAGCGCAAUUCCGAAGAAACACAUGCGGAUCAAAAGCUCACUCUUGCCUCUAGAGAAUGUUCCGCCAGAUGACCAGAUGCACUUUACUGUUUUGGUUGAGGUGUCGAAUGUCACAACUUUGCGCACAGCUAUGAAGGGGUGCGCGGCUUAUGAUAACUACGUGGAAAGGGGGGCUAUUAAGAAUGGCCUUGAGAUGGAUCUUGACACGGGCCGCAAGGUUGAAAAACGCUUGAAAUCGCUACUUCAGGAGCAAUGCGGUAUGCCUGAUAGCAAGAACGCCGAGCUUGAGUUUGGCCUCUGUUCUUUACUAAAAGGCAAAGGCACCAUAGUCGCAUGAGGCAACCUGACUUUAGUGUCUGCUGUGUUAUGCAAAUGUCAUUGUAAUCUGUUAAUCACUUCUUGCUGAAGGAAGAGAAUUUGGAAGAAUCGAGCUACCACCAGCUUUAGCUAUUUGAUGAGUUACAGCACAGGGUGCUUCCAUAGCUGCUAUAUAGACGG